Aspergillus melleus is the source of this 798-nucleotide messenger RNA. RefSeq lists its product as uncharacterized. The transcript has 2 exons. Gene Ontology annotation, molecular function: dynein intermediate chain binding. The record is from RefSeq and is a predicted model, not a curated record. Lineage: Eukaryota; Fungi; Ascomycota; Eurotiomycetes; Eurotiales; Aspergillaceae. Gene Ontology annotation, cellular component: cytoplasm; cytoplasmic dynein complex. The coding region runs from base 1 to 798 and encodes 265 amino acids. Gene Ontology annotation, biological process: microtubule-based movement.
AUGGCGGCCACAGCAUCAACAACACCCUUCCAGAUCCCCCAACAUGUCACCGCCCUCCUAUCGCAUCUGACCUCCCGCCCGGGCGUCCAAUCCACAUUCAUCCUCUCCCGCAAAGACGGCUCGAUCAUCCAGAGCACCGGGCUGAUCGCUUCGAAACCGGUGUCGAAUUCUCCCUCCGCCUCCGCUUCUUCUCCGGCCGCGCCCGGAGUGUCGCCGAGUGAGGAACCGGGCCCGGAAUCGCAACCGCAAGCACAACCCCCUGCGGUGGGCUCUCCUUCUUCGCCGUCCGCCGAUCCCGCCUCCCCUUUAGCACCUACGACUACGGCUGCUACAGCUACGACUACGUCUACAGCUACGGCUACUAGCCCACCAACUCAAUCUACGGCGACGGCAACGACGCCCUACCAACCCUCCCACGCCGAAGCCCUCGCCGCGCACGUCUUCGCCUUCGUGGCUAGCGCGACGGGUCUGAGUGUCUCGCUGUCGAGGCCCCCUGGGACGGAGAACCAGCCGGCGGGAUCGAGGUCGACGGCUGAGCCGGGCUUCAGCGCGGGUGGCGUACAGGAACAAGGUCUAAACGGGGUAUCCUCAUCCGGCGGUGGACGGGAAGAUGGUGAGGGCGGCGAGGGAUCUGAUAGAGAGGAUGACGACGAGGUGAAGUUGUUGCGUAUGCGGACGAAGAAGCAUGAGAUUGUGGUGGUGCCGGAUCGGAAGUAUUUGUUGUGCGUGGUGCAUGAUGUAGCGGGGGCGAGUGGUGGUGGUAGUGGAAUUGGGGGUGUGGGCGGAAGGGGACGGUGA